GAAUUAUAAGCUAUAAGAGAGGAUAACCAACAUAAGCAAUUGACGAGAAAGCAAUGCCUGUGCUUUUGAACAAUUAUCAGAUUGCGACCACCGUCAUACAAGGCGCCAAUCUCCUCAUUUGCUCAGAAUUGAUUCUAUCCAGCCUAACGCAUAACAAGAACAAUAAACUUCAUAUCAGAAUAUGCAAAUUUAUACUGGGAAUAACUAUGCUCGUAAAGACAUGUCUAUUUCUUGCCAUGAAGUCAGGUAUUCAAAACCUUAAAUGUGAUGUAAUAGGCCGAAUUGCCGAUGUUUUAUAUCACACUUCAAUGGUAGCAGGGGCAGUCGUCUUGCUUAGCAGAGUUCAGACCAUUUCUCCGGAGCAUUGGAAGAAGUGGACCAAAUACUUUGCCAUAUUGGUAUUCUUAUUCCGGGUAGCCAUUGGUAUUGCAGAUUCUGCCCAUGUUCAUAUUAGUACAAGAGACAACAACGUCUGUAUUUACGCCGACGAGUUUACUUGGGGAGCAUUGUAUACCUUUCUUGACACAGCAAUUGAUUUGUAUGCCACACUCAUGAUAUCCUUCAUCUUAAUCACACACAUUCGACGCAUUCAUUCAUUACACACUCCUGCAAGCUCUAGCAUUUAUUUUGCCGUUCUUUAUCACAAUGUGGGUCGCACUUUUCUAUUGACAGUCGCCAACCUCAUAUCCGCCAUAUUCAUUCUCUCUCAAAUUGACACCGAUCUCAUAAUAUUCAUCUGGACAGCUACAAAUUUCCUAUUCGUUCUUCUGAUCGGAUUUGACACAGAUGUGACCAGAUCAAUUCGUGUUUUACAGAAAAAAUACACGGAAAUCUCCAAUAAACACAGUAGUGAGGAAAGAGGGUCAUCUUUUUUCAGUCGUGCCAAAAGCUAUAUACCCAGUGGAUCCAAUGAACCCCAGUCGGUCCCUCCAGCCCAUGUAACAAACUCAUACUAUUCUAUUCAUGGCAUCGAAUUGGAAAAUACGAGCAACGAAACUCGAUCCAGAACUCAACAAAACUUUACCAAUACCUAUAUCAGCAAUCGUAAUGAUGAUGACAAAAGCUACACUCCUCCACAGUCUUCUCCUGAAUCAAGAGUCAAUGGCUUACCUUGAUACUUUAUAUAAUUUGUUUUUGUUUUUUGUUUUUUUUUGUAGCCAUAAUCCUACAAAUUUUGCACAUCCAUAGACUAUUUAUAUAUAUAAAUGUAUACUCAUAAUCUAAUACCACUCAUUAUAUUAAAAUAAAUUAAUAUAUAUAUAUAUUGAUAUCUGUUGCU
Phycomyces blakesleeanus NRRL 1555(-) is the source of this 1279-nucleotide messenger RNA. RefSeq lists its product as hypothetical. The coding region runs from base 54 to 1115 and encodes 353 amino acids. NCBI's taxonomy places the organism in Eukaryota, Fungi, Mucoromycota, Mucoromycetes, Mucorales, Phycomycetaceae. The transcript is spliced from 4 exons. The record is from RefSeq and is a predicted model, not a curated record.